This is a messenger RNA of Amoebophrya sp. A120, 6400 nucleotides long. The record is from the annotation of a GenBank genome assembly. Lineage: Eukaryota; Dinophyceae; Syndiniales; Amoebophryaceae.
CAGCGCACGGCCCACCAGGUCGCUCAUUUGAAGUCUCUCCCUCAAACAUGAAUACCGAAGAUUGAGACUGUCGAAAAAAUGAGCCUUUUCAGCGGUUUAAAUGUUGUGCCCAAAACGGCGGCAGCGGCCCAGGCGUCGCCCAGUGUUGCCGAGCAUGCGGACCCCGCAACUGGCGUGACAGCAGGACAACAACAAGCGCCAGCACAACCACCGGCAGCUGCGCCUGCGCCUUCAGCAUUCUCUUUCGUAAAACCGCCCACACCGACGAAUGUUGCUCCUCCUUUCGCACCGCAACCAAGGGCAGCUGCUGGUGGCGGCACCGCCGCCGGCCCAUCGGAGCUGUCCUCCAUCUAUCCACCACCAGGAGCAGCAACUUCGGCCUCCCCCGGCAUCAACAUGGUCCCACCAAUCGACACCAAUCUGGCGCUGUCCCGCAGUAACUCCAACAGUACGGUAAGGACCGAAAACACAGUUUCUGUUGUUGCAGGAGUGGAAAUAAAAUCAAACCUCCACCAGCAGCAGUCCACCGUUGUCCCCGUAGAAGUGAAUCCGGAGCUAAUGCUGCAACAAGGACAGCCGCGAAAGAAAACGCGCAGAGCCAACGCACCCGGGUUCCUCGCGAAGGCUUCUGCGCCCUCGCCGGUCGCCGCGGCGGCGGAGGCAAUGCAUGUGGCUGGAGCUGCUCCUGGAAUGGUGCCGACCGCGAACGGAGGAAUAAGUAGGCCUCCGCAGCCCCCGCCUGCGCCACCUGCUGUGCCGCAGUACUCAUCCAAGUCGAAAGAAGGAGAAGACGAAAAUGAUCAUGACCACGACGACGAGCGAAUACGUACAGAUGAAAAUGAAAAUAGCAGCCAGCCCGUCGUGGUAGGUCCGACGAUUCUGACCACCAACGCAGCUAACACUCCCGGAGGCGAAAGUGCGAAAUCUGCGUCCACUACAGGUCCAGGAGGAUCUACUACGCAGUUACCACUACCAAGCACAACAGGACAAGCCGACACAAGAACUACAGCCUCUUCCUCCAAACCCCAUCCACCUCCCGUGGAGGAACAGCCCACGCCGUCUGGCGGCGGAGGUAUGGUUUCGUCUAUGUUUUCCUUCUUACGCGGCGCGGUAAGCAGUAGCGGAUCUUCGUCCACCACGGCGGGAGGUGGUGUCGCCAGUACGGGCAUGACGCCACCGCCGUCCGGAUCGACAACAACGACAAGUAAACAGAGCACGCCGCCGCCACCACCACCACCGCCGCCAGUCACUAGUAUGAUGAACAACAAUACUAGCAGUGCUGCAAGUGCUGGGACAAUGCCUGGAACGCCGGUGAAUAUUAAAGCAGUAGCAGCACCCUCUGCCUUCGGUUUCUUGCAGGCCCCGGCGAGUGCGACGAUGGGGCAGCAACAAGGAGGAGGAUCUUCUACCACUUCCGGUAGCGCAGCGGCUAAUACGCAGCAGCACUAUUCCGUUCCGCUCGGAGGGUCAGCAACAAGAACAGCAUCAUCCUCGGACGUCAGGCCGUCGUCCCCUGCGGCCGUGUCCUCGACCACAAAUGCGGGAGGGAUGAAUAAAACGUUGGACCAAGAAAUCGCCAACGUUUUCAACUGUGCCGGGCUGCAGCAUUUGUUUGUCAAGGUCAAAGCCGUGCACGAGAAGGAGGAGCAGGCCACGCUGGAAAGACUCGAGUUGCAGCAAAAGGGACUGCAGGAGGCGCAAGCCAAGGUAAGUCUGAGUCGUGCUAGGUAGGGUUUACGACCACGUUGUUUCUAUUGAUUCAUCUGAUGCGUUGCAGCACUGCUCGUAUGUGCCUGUACUUGUACUUCUACACCAGAAAUGUAAGCAGGAGGACAAGCACAGCUCGCGUUCGUCUCCAUUGCAUUUAAAACUCGAAGACAUAUUGUUUGACAGCAAGAAUUAUGGAACACAACGUCUACUUCAUACAAAUCACGCACGACCAGAUUCACGCCCUCGAAAGCGAGUUGGCCAAAGCAGAGGAGGAGCAGUUAGCGUUGUGUGAAAGUGAAAAAUUCGCGGAGGCCGAGCUGGUAACGGACCGGAUUGAGCGAAUCAAGGGCGAAAUUGUGGACACGUCGAACCGAGGAAAUAACCGCAGCACUGAGUUCUUGCAGGAGCGCGAGUAUCUGCUGUCCUUAUUUCGGCGAAUGGUCGUGAUGCUAUAUGUCAAGGCAGCUUAUGGUGGAUCAAGCACGCUAACGUUUUUCUGACUGUGGUUGUUUUUCAUCUCGAUGCCCUGCUCGCUGUGAGCUCACUCUAGGCACCGUAAAGAAGCUUUUGCAAGUGGUUGUACUCCUACUAACUCUGCUGAACUACAUCCUACACUACUAUAUCAACAACAUCAUCAUCUUCCACCAGGUCUCUGUCCCGGGCCCGGCGCGUUGCGGCACUGCAGCUGGCCAGCCACGUGGGCGCGCUGCUGAACAAGGCGGGCCUUCUGAAAGAAGAGGCGGAGUCGUACUUUGCGCGGCAGCGCGACACCCUGGAGACGAAGAUUUCCACGGAAACGCGGCGGCUCCGCGCGGAGAAGCAGCGCAUCGAAACGAACCGUGACUACAACCUGCGCGAGUCCACCCAUUUGGCGGAGGAGCGACAGCAGAUCGACAACGCGAUCACGUCGCAAACGGAAACGUUUCAGGACCAAUUAACUCUGGCGGAGGGCAAGGAGAAGGUUCUGCAGGAGGAGAUAGCGGAGCUGCAGGCGAAAUUGGCGCAGAAGUUCUCGGAGCUUUCCGAGGUGCAGGCAAGCAUCGGCGACAAUCGCAUGAAGAUUUCGACCGUGCAGAGCAAGUUCACGCGGCAGUUCGAGAGGAUGACGAAGACGGAGUCGCGGCUGCUGGAAAGCAAGGCGGAAACGAAGCUGGACGUGCAAGCAUUGCAGCAGGCAGUGGAGGACUGGAAGGUGGAUAAAAAAGCGCUGAAGACCAUCGACAAGCGCAAGGUCUUCGAGCUCGAGAACCUCACCACUGAAGAAACGCAGAUGGCCCUGGUGCUGCUCGAGGUCGAGGCCUAUCUGGUCGCACUGGUAGGAGGAGGGGCAGCGGCUGAAGGGACCACGGCCACGGGCGCUGCCAGUAGCACAAGCGCAACGGCAACAUCAUCAACGUCGUUGGCCAUGAUGAAGACCACGCCGAGUUGUAAAACUUCGCCAGAGGAGGCUUCGCUUUUGAGCCAGACCGCGAGCUAUCAGCAGCGGCUCUCUGCGGUUGUGUCCACCUUGGCAGCAGUAAGGGGCUCAUCAAAAACUUCUUCAAGACCCGAGCAGAACGAUGAAGAAGUUCUUUCGCCCCCUCCUGCGGGCAAUGAAGACGACACACCGGCAGGCGGUGUUGUUGUUGUACCAGACUCAACUAAAAGCCAGACACAGCAACUCCCUCUGCGCAACAAUCUUGUCCUGCUGCGUAAGGCGCUGGACGACAGUCAAGAAACCUUCCGCCUCGCGUCCAGCGAUCUCGCUGAGAAGCGAUGUCACGUGCAGAAUUUAGAAGCAAAGGUGAAAGCACUAGGCUUGGAAGAUUGUACGACCAAUCCGGGGGACGAGAAUUCCAAUGCAACCCUUUCCCAGACCGAGCUGUUUCAAAUCGAAAAGGACAAACUGGAGGCCGAAAAGAAGCUCGCGAUCGCCGCCCGGAAUUUCAAAGAGGCUGGACGGCUCACCGCAGAAGCGAAAUCGCUGGAGAAGCGAAAGCAGGACUACGAGGAGCUGCAGGAGAAGAAAAAGCUUGAGCUGGCGGAAACGCAGCAACUCCUGGUGGAAAAGCGGGCGGGGUUGGAAGCGGAAGAAAAGGAGGCGAAGGCGAAAGAGGCCGACGCUGACAUCUGCGAGUACCUGGUCACGGAGGCGGUGUUGAGCCGGUUGAAAGGUGGCGGCAAUGCUAGAACAACGUCGGAGGUCGUGCAACACGGUCGUGAGGGGACCAAGAAAAGCGCUGGUGCGCCAGUAUCUACUCCAGCGUCAGGCGGCGUGGGUGGGUGUGUUGAGGAAGCUUCUCCACCGGCGGAAGAGCCUGUUCUAUUACUCUCUAACAUGAAGACCCAGACCGCGAAAGAGUGCGAAAUGUUGCAAAAACAUCUGGCGUACCUGGGCCAAAAAGUGCUGCAGCUUUCUCUUCACACGGGUGGUGCAGCGACAGCCACAGCCACGGCUAGUAGUACCGCUGCGGGCGGACAAGACGCGAAGUCUUCCAACGCGCCCGUGCUCGAGCACAUCUUGAGUGACAAAUUGGAACAAAUCGCUGCAGAUGCAGAACAAGGGGACGAGAAAUCAGCGGAACAAAGAGCGGAAGAUGCUCGCAAAAAGAGCGACAAAAAGAGUUCUUCGCCACUCUUUUACCUCUCGGACGAUUCCGAUUCGACGUCGAAGCGACAAGCAGAACUUGGUAAGCAGAUCGAGGCGCUGUGGGCCAGCCUGGUCGGAGGAGUUGUGGGCGCAGGAGGAUCUACUUCACGCGGUGUCGCGGUCGUCACCACAGCUGGAACGGCAACGAACGCAGGAGGAGGACAGAAUGAGGACGGGGCGGUGAGCGACGACGAAUCGGAUGUCGGUGCGGAGGAAUUUUUGAUUUCUGAGGAAAUCUCGCAUGCAGCACCAGGUGGAGCGGUUGUGGUUUCAGAAGUCGAAGCCUCGUCCUCCUCCCCUGAUAAAGUGGUAAAAAUGAACCAGGAGCACGAGCAGACACUUGUUCUUGGUGGCGCGCCGCCACCGCCGACCGAUGUUCCCGCGAGCGCCACUGCAAAGAACAGUGAGCCAAGUGAAACGCCAGACCGUGGGCAACAAGAUAAAAAUCUGCGACAGAAUGUUGAUUUUCCACCAGCUAGUACAGCCCAAAGUGAUCAUGUUGGUCAAAAGGGCGAUAGUGACAAUGUAGCAGAAGGAGCAGCUGCGGUGGAACAUCAAAGAGUGCAAAAAGAGUUAUCUUCGCCAGCAGUGCAGCCAGCUGAAGGAGAUGAAAACGAAAGAGCAGCGCCUCCUUGUCCUCCUUCUGCUGUAACAGAUGCGACACGGGUGGUGAUACAUCAAGAACAUCACCAGCCCUCCAUCGAAGACGACCCCGAGCUGCUGGCUCGGAAAAUAGAGCUUGAACUCACUAUUGCCGACGUGGUUGAGACUGUACUGCCGGACCUGGAGGUGGCGAUCAACGACUGUAUAGAGAACGAGCGUAUCGUCCGGUGAAAGUAGGUGUGUCCUUCUCGUGAGCGACUCCGAGCGAGUUGUUCAUGUUCUUGCAAAGUACUUACUACUGAAUCGCAGUGCUGCUGCUCUGCUUUCUUUUGUUUGUAUGUUGACAAAGUGCAUUUUUACACGUAAAAGUAACUCACUGCUUUUGCCUUGCAUAGCGAAAUUUGAAAAAGCGGACGAGUUAGAAGCGCAGAGGUUGGAACAGCAGCAAAACCUUGCCAGCAUGCAGACCGAGCUGCGAAAACUCCUAGCCGAUGUGAAGCCUCCAAUUAAGCAGGAAAACCACCACGACGAGAUCGAAGCUCCGUCUACCCCGCAGGAACUACGAAAGGUGGUUUUACAGGAGGGUGCGCACGAAGCGGCCGAAGAUGAGGAAGGUGAGAGAUCAAUUCCAAGACAACCAAGCACCGCGGACGAGUCUAGUAAAGGAGCAACAAUAUCGCCAGUUGCGAUGAAUACUACAACAACCGGAUUGAUUUCGUUCAUUGACGAUGAUGCGUUGCAGACGAACUUCGAUGUUGGCCUCGGCACCGCCAGCCUGAUCACCAGUUCUACACCAAUAGGCGGGCCCGAUGCACAUGCACAUGGUGCAGGUGCACUGCAAGAAGAGGACAACCUUUUGCUCAUUCCGCCUGCAACUGCGAAUACAUCCUCAACAGCUACGGAAAUCCUGUACUGUGCGGACCAAACCCGAAUCUUGGAGGAGGUCUUCGCGCCCUCACCGGCCCUGACCGACCACUCAUCCGCGGCGGCCAACGAGCUCUAUUUUCUGGAGGAAUUAUGACUUUCGCUUUUCCUUAGCUGCUGAUCAUGCUGAUGCUGGCUAGGACGAGGUCAAGAACAGGUGCUGGCGUGGUUCCUUGAUCAGUGUCACGCUACAAUACAGCGACAGUGCCGGCAAAGGAAACCACGAGAAAACCAGGAGGGGCAGAUGAGACAUGACAAAACCAACGGUGUCAUUCGAUGUCCCAAUUGCUGCAACGCUCGAAAAAAGUUUUUGAAGAGUCAAUUUACCUUGAAAGUAUCUUUUCUCCGAAUCGGAAGCGGAAGGUAAUUUCUGAUAUUACCUCAUUGAGACUUUCACGGCACGGUUGCGAGGCUUUACAUGUGCUAGUAGCGACACCGACAUAACAGCGACAUAAGUCAAAAACUUUUCUUCCUGGAACGACACUGAACAUCCAUGCAGGCCCGAUUGUUUCCUGGAGGCUGCUGAAGCUUCAU